GUGACGUCUACCGUCUCCUGUCAAAGCAGUGGGGCGUUUUUGUUGUUAAAAAAGUAUUUGCCGAAUUGUGAAUACUGCUUAAUAGUACAGUUUUAUAAACAUGACCGACUCAAAGUACUUUACCACCACUAAAAAAGGUGAAAUAUUCGAGUUAAAGUCAGAAUUGAACAAUGACAAGAAGGAAAAGAAGAAAGAAGCUGUGAAGAAGGUUAUCGCUUCAAUGACGGUGGGCAAAGACGUGUCGGCCUUGUUUCCCGACGUCGUAAACUGUAUGCAGACCGACAACUUGGAAUUGAAAAAGCUAGUUUACCUAUAUUUGAUGAACUACGCGAAAUCCCAACCCGACAUGGCCAUAAUGGCGGUGAACACAUUUGUCAAGGAUUGCGAGGACCCCAAUCCGUUGAUUCGAGCCCUGGCUGUAAGGACCAUGGGCUGCAUCCGGGUAGAUAAAAUCACUGAGUAUCUGUGCGAACCUCUGAGGAAAUGCUUGAAAGACGAGGAUCCUUACGUUAGGAAAACUGCUGCCGUGUGCGUGGCCAAAUUAUACGACAUUUCUUCAGGCUUAGUGGAAGACCAAGGGUUUCUAGAGCAGCUUAAGGAACUGUUAAGCGAUUCGAAUCCCAUGGUGGUCGCAAACGCUGUCGCGGCGCUUUCCGAGAUUAACGAAAGCAGCCCCACCGGCCAGCCUCUUGUCGAGCUGAGCACCAGCACCAUCAACAAGCUCCUAACCGCUCUGAACGAGUGCACGGAAUGGGGCCAAGUGUUUAUCCUGGACUCGCUCUCGAACUACACCCCAAGGGACGAACGUGAGGCUCAGAGCAUCUGCGAGCGGAUAACCCCGCGACUGGCCCACGCCAAUGCCGCGGUCGUCCUUUCCGCUGUCAAAGUCCUCAUAAAGAUGAUGGAGAUCCUGGCGGGGGACACGGAAUUCUGCAGCACCCUCAGCAAGAAGUUGGCCCCGCCUUUGGUGACCCUCCUCAGCUCGGAACCUGAAGUUCAGUACGUCGCCCUGAGAAAUAUCAACUUGAUCGUGCAGAAGAAACCCGAUAUACUCAAACACGAGAUGAAGGUGUUCUUCGUUAAAUACAACGACCCGAUCUACGUGAAGCUUGAAAAGUUGGACAUCAUGAUCCGUCUGGCUUCUCAGGCGAACAUCGCGCAGGUGCUUAGCGAGCUUAAGGAGUACGCCACGGAAGUCGAUGUGGAUUUUGUGAGGAAAGCCGUCAGGGCAAUAGGAAGGUGCGCGAUCAAGGUGGAACCGUCCGCCGAGCGUUGCGUGUCCACGCUGUUGGAUUUGAUCCAAACCAAGGUCAACUAUGUCGUACAAGAGGCCAUAGUGGUGAUAAAGGAUAUUUUCAGGAAGUACCCCAACAAAUACGAGAGCAUCAUUAGCACCCUAUGUGAGAACUUAGACACGCUAGAUGAGCCGGAGGCCAGAGCUAGCAUGGUUUGGAUAAUAGGAGAAUAUGCCGAGAGGAUCGACAAUGCCGAUGAACUGCUUGAUAGUUUCCUAGAAGGUUUUGCCGAUGAGAACGCGCAGGUACAAUUACAGCUUCUAACGGCAGUGGUGAAACUGUUUCUGAAACGCCCCCAGCACACCCAGGGGCUUGUGCAGCACGUGUUGAGUCUCGCGACUCAAGAUUCAGACAAUCCGGACUUGAGAGAUCGUGGUUUCAUCUACUGGAGAUUGUUGAGUACUGAUCCCGCUGCUGCAAAAGAAGUUGUCUUGGCCGACAAACCGUUGAUAUCCGAGGAAACGGACCUCCUGGAACCGACGUUGUUGGACGAACUGAUCUGUCACAUAUCGUCUUUAGCGAGCGUUUACCACAAGCCCCCAACAGCUUUCGUUGAGGGUAGAAGUGCGGGCAUUAGAAAAACCCUGCCCGCUCGCCAGGGCUCAGCCGAGGACACAACGGCAACUGCCGAAGCGACCGUUAUACCCAGCCAGGACAGUCUCAUCGGAGACCUCUUGUCUAUGGACCUAGGGACGACUGUUCCGGCAGCUCCAGCACCAAUCGCUGCUCCCACGAGCAACGUUGACCUGCUGGGAGGCGGUCUAGAUGUUUUGCUGGGUGGUACUUCGGAUAUAGCGGGAAGUGUUGCACCAUCAACGACGGGACUUUUAGGUGAUAUUUUCGGUUUGUCGUCGACUCCAACUAUGUACACCCCACCGAAAACGUGUUGGUUGCCCGCGGAAAAGGGCAAAGGCCUCGAGAUUUACGGCACCUUCUCUAGACGGGCCGGUCAAAUGUCCAUGGACAUGACGCUAACGAACAAAGCGAUGCAGGCGAUGACCGGCUUCGCUAUCCAAUUCAACAAGAACAGCUUUGGCAUCGCCCCGGCUUCACCGCUGACCAUCCCGCAACUGCAACCGGGCCAAAGCUUGGAAUACAGUCUCUCAAUUAACACCGCCGGGCCGGUCCAACGAAUGGACCCCCUCAUGACGCUUCAGGUGGCGAUCAAGAACAACGUGGACGUGUUCUACUACGCCUGCCAGAUUCCCAUACAGAUUCUGUUCGUGGAGGACGGGACGUUGGAUAAAAGAGUGUUCCUGACCACCUGGAGGGACAUUCCGUCCGCGAACGAGGUACAGUACACGAUCAGUGAUAUUAAGGGUACGACGGACUCAGUCUCGAAUAAGAUGACGUCAAACAACAUCUUUACGAUCGCAAAGAGGAACGUGGAGGGUCAGGAUAUGCUGUACCAGUCUUUGAAGCUGACGAACAACAUUUGGGUGCUGUUGGAGCUUAAGCUUCAACCGGGCGUAACGUCCGCGACGUUGAGUUUGAAGUCGAGGUCGGUCGAGGUGGCACCUUACGUUUUCCAAGCCUACGACUCCUUCGUGAAGAAUUAAGGUGUACGUCUAGAUUCGCGAGUCGGUUUCGCCGGGGUGAGCAGAAAACUGUCGAAGUUUCGAAUCCUUGGACUUUGUAUCCCAAUAUAAUUUGUGAUUUAUUAAAUAUAUAUGUCUUAUUGAAGUGUAUUCGUCAUUCCAGCUAUUUUAGAAUGAUCGUAGGUAUAUAAUUUGUCAUCGUUAAACUAACUUGUAUCUCCAAUAAAUCUUUUAAAAUUA
Anoplophora glabripennis (Asian longhorned beetle) is the source of this 3073-nucleotide messenger RNA. It is a transcript of the gene AP-1-2beta, whose product is annotated as AP-1 complex subunit beta-1. Gene Ontology annotation, biological process: intracellular protein transport; vesicle-mediated transport. Gene Ontology annotation, cellular component: membrane coat; clathrin adaptor complex. The transcript has 14 exons. Gene Ontology annotation, molecular function: clathrin binding. Lineage: Eukaryota; Metazoa; Arthropoda; Insecta; Coleoptera; Cerambycidae. The record is from RefSeq and is a predicted model, not a curated record. The coding region runs from base 101 to 2854 and encodes 917 amino acids.